AUGGCCGAGCAGCAGAGACAGCGCUCCCUUUCCACCGCUGGAGAGUCUCUCUACCACGUGCUGGGUGUGGAAAAGCUGGCCACUCCUGAUGACAUCAAGAGGUCUUACAGGAAGCUGGCACUGAAGUUUCACCCCGACAAGAAUCCUGACAAUCCAGAGGCGGCAGAUAAAUUCAAGGAGAUAAACAAUGCCCAUGCCAUCCUGAACGACCCCACGAAGCGUAAUAUUUAUGACAAGUACGGCUCUCUGGGACUGUACGUGGCUGAGCAGUUCGGCGAGGAGAACGUCAACACAUACUUUGUCCUUUCAAGUUGGUGGGCAAAGGCACUGUUCGUACUCUGUGGCCUGGCUACUGGCUGUUACUUCUGCUGUUGCCUGUGUUGCUGCUGUAAUUGCUGCUGCGGAAAGUGUAAACCACGGCCUCCAGAGGGCCAGGAGCAGGACUUCUAUGUGUCCCCCGAGGACCUGGAGGCCCAGCUGCAAUCCGACGAAAGAGGUGAGUCCGGAGUCUGCAAAACAGAGGCUGGCGGCGAGCCCAUCGUUCUGCAACCAUCAGCGACAGAGACGACCCAGCUAACAUCGGACGGUCACCACUCCACUUACCACACCGACACCGGCUUCAACUAACUCUCCGUUUCCCCCCCUGGUGUCGUGGCCCCACGG
Lampris incognitus (smalleye Pacific opah) is the source of this 663-nucleotide messenger RNA. Its product is annotated as dnaJ homolog subfamily C member 5-like. The coding region runs from base 1 to 627 and encodes 208 amino acids. Gene Ontology annotation, biological process: regulation of synaptic vesicle cycle. The transcript has 4 exons. Lineage: Eukaryota; Metazoa; Chordata; Actinopteri; Lampriformes; Lampridae. The record is from RefSeq and is a predicted model, not a curated record. Gene Ontology annotation, cellular component: presynapse; membrane; intracellular membrane-bounded organelle.